AUGAACACUUUAAGCUUUGAUGGGGACUUCUUGCACCUUCGAUGUGCAUUUCACAUCAUCAAUUUGAUUGUCAAGUAUGGAAUCAAAGAAUUAGAGGAUGAGAUUGAUGCAAUUUGGCAUUGUGUCAAGUUUAUUAGGUCAAGUUCAAGUCUAUUAGAUAAGUUUAGGGAGUUUUCUGUUCUUGAGCACUUGAAUAAGAAUGCGAAUGUUCCCCUAGAUGUGAUCACUAGGUGGAAUAGCACUUAUUUAAUGCUUGCUGUGGCAUUAAAAUAUAAGAAAGUGUUUGAUAGGAUGGGUGAUGAAGAUGUGCAGUUUAGGCAUUAUUUUGAGGAGAAAGAUACCAAAGGUAGGAAGAGGACAGGCCCUCCCGUAGAGGCAGAUUGGAGAAAUGCUCAAGCUUUAGUGCAUUUCCUCAAAAAGUUUUACAAGACAACACUCAAAUUGAGUGCUUGGAAAUCAGUUACUACAAACUUGCAGUUCAAAGAGACGAUCGGCCUUCAAACAGAGAUUGAUAAGAAGGCAAAUGAUGAUUCUGAUGAGGUUUUGCAGAGGGUGGCAGUGGGGAUGAAAGCAAAAUUCAACAAAUAUUGGGGCAGCUUUGAAACCAUGAAUCAAAUCAUAGGAAUUGCAAAUGUCCCAGACCCUCGCUGGAAACUGCAAUAUCAGAAAGCAGCAUUUUUAAGGGUGGGAGUCAGAGCUAGCACAAAUGAGAAGAUAACAAGGGACUUGAAGAACAUUUUGUUGAGAAUGUAUGAUGAGUAUAGGGGCUGUGAGGGGGGUUUAAGUCAACCAAACCAUUCAGAUGGUGUUGCAGCAAUGGAGGGGGUUGAGUUUGAUAGUCUAGAAGAUGGACAAGCUGAGAUACUUGCUGAUCUCAUGCAAGAAAGACUCGAAAAUGAACAUGAAAUGAUAUGCAACGAGGUUGACAAGUACCUUGUAGAUAGAUAUGUCAAUCAUUUAGUCAAAGGGUUUGAUGUUUCACAAUGGUAG
This is a messenger RNA of Rosa chinensis, 990 nucleotides long. RefSeq names its product zinc finger BED domain-containing protein RICESLEEPER 2-like. NCBI's taxonomy places the organism in Eukaryota, Viridiplantae, Streptophyta, Magnoliopsida, Rosales, Rosaceae. The transcript has a single exon. The coding region runs from base 1 to 990 and encodes 329 amino acids. Gene Ontology annotation, molecular function: DNA binding. The record is from RefSeq and is a predicted model, not a curated record.